GUGUAAUGUUUAUAAAAAUAUAUGUAAUCCUUACUGAAUAAAAUAAUAAAUAUAAUAAUAUGGAUAUUGAUAUGGAUAGUGUCGUUUUUACCAAAUAAAACUAGAAUCUAGAUUAGAUCUAUAAAUGAAGGAGUUUUUGUUCUAGCCGUAUUUGGAAUAAAAACACAGAUCUACUGUUUUUACAAGUUAUCCUACCGAGCCAAAGGAUCUAGCUAUGGAAGACACCGCAGACGAUUGGUUGAAGGACCACAUUUACGUUCCAGUGAUUAGUGGAAUAGCAGUUUUAGUAGCCAUAGUAAUUAUUGUAUAUUGCUGUUGCUUCAGAAAACGAAGAAUAAAUGGCAGCCAUUAUGUGUACAAAAGACUGCAGCAUGAAGCGGAGCUGGCCGAACAGAUGAACAGAGAGAGAGAAGUUGAGCAGACUAAGGUCAGAGAUAAUUUCUACAUGAGCUGCCAGUAUUACUUGCGGUCUCACCCCAGCUAUGUUAACAUGCAGCAGUGUCGCGAACUUGGAAGCAGAAUAAAUAAGCAUUGGUUCAUAGUGUCUGUUGCUGGGACCAACAAAGAGCUGAUGCUGAGCUGUGUUCCUGCAGAGUUUGUCACUGCUGUCCCCUUUACAAAAGCCAGCAGUAAAACUAUCAAGGACCUUUUCUCUUUGCUACAGCAUCCACACAUCUUUCCCAUGCAUGAUUUUGACUUUGCUGUGGAACAGAAUCUUGUGUUUGUUGUCCAGCCUGUGUCAGCCCGUGGAUCACUGAAAGACAUGGUCUAUCAGUGUCCUUAUUCUGAGAAUUGGUUUGAAAAAUACAGAAAUAAAAGUAAAGGAUUACCUCUAAACCUGAUCAAGCUGUAUGGGAAGCAGAUUCUUAAUGGCAUGCUAUAUCUGGAAGAAAAGGGCUUUCCCACACAUGGUAAUCUACAGAGUGGAAAUGUCAUGCUUCAAGAUGGUAUUUGCAGAAUCAGCGGCUAUGAAAACAAAUUUAUAGGAAAUACUUCUAGGGUGUACACAUUGGUGAAAAAGAAGUUGAAAGAUGAAAACAAAGAUGCGCUGGACAGUCUUUGCUUCGGCCAUCUUCUGUUUGAGAUCUCAUUUGGCUAUGAGUUGUCCACAUCCCACCCACAACCACAGCACCUGGUCACGCAGAAAGAACCUUCUGUUAUUGAGAUUUUGAAUUUCAUUUUUGAAAAUGAGAGCAAAAAAUACCCAACAAUUAGGGAGAUUUUUAAUCACAAAUUUUUCGCUGAUGUCAGCAUGCCUGAAAUGUCUACAUAUAAUCCAGCACAAAUUCAUCUGAGUGACUCCAUGAAAUCUGUUCUCAAGGCUGUGAAGAAAGGGAAACCUGCCAAGGCAUCUAAGCAAGCAUCAACUAGAAGGAAGAAAUCCAAGACUUCAGGUAGUGCCACAGUGUCUCCAACUCCAACAAAAGAUGUUGUUCAAUUUACAGGUGCUGGUCCAUCAUAUACACCACAAACAGCUCCAGCAUCACCCCCUCCCCCACCACCAGCAGGGCCACCUCCCCCACCUCCACCAGCAGGUCCGCCUCCCCCUCCACCCCCGUCAGCGCCUGCUCCUUCAGCAUCGUCAGGCAGGAUGGCAUUGCUUGGUGAUAUACGCAAGGGGUCAAGGUUGAAAAAAACAGUGACCAAUGACCGCAGUGCACCUAAAGUCUAAGUUCCGCAGACCAAAUAUCUGACUAUCUGCCUUGGAAGGUGCAACGCAUUUAGAUACAGAAAACUGUUAAAGUUUAAGUAGUCUCCAAAUUGUAGGCCUGCACUAAUUGUUACUUUGUUGAUGCACUUAGCUGCUUUAUUGAGGCUUCUGUCUGUUAAUUUUGCUAUGAUUUUUAUUAUACAAAAUUUUAAAAUAUUUUACUUUUAAAAACUCAAGAUGUGCCAUUUUGAAUUUGUUUCUGAUAGUUAAACUGCAUUUUAAUAUAUAGAUAGCAUUGAAUAUUUAUAGAAUUCCUUCUACUGUUAUUAUAAUAUUUAUUGUCAGAUAAACCAUGACACCUGAUUGUCUGCUUGCAUUUUAUUUGG
Messenger RNA from Physella acuta, 2037 nucleotides. Its product is annotated as putative inactive serine/threonine-protein kinase slob2. Gene Ontology annotation, biological process: protein phosphorylation. The record is from RefSeq and is a predicted model, not a curated record. NCBI's taxonomy places the organism in Eukaryota, Metazoa, Mollusca, Gastropoda, Physidae. Gene Ontology annotation, molecular function: protein kinase activity; actin binding.